CUGACGCAGGGCACACGGGGCUCAGUCACUUUCCCCGUCUACCAAAGCAAGAUGGCAGCUGUUGUUGAAAAUGUUGUCAAACUGUUGGGAGAGCAGUACUACAGAGACGCCAUGGAGCAAUGCCAUAACUACAAUGCCAGGCUCUGUGCGGAGAGGAGUGUCCGAAUGCCGUUCCUCGACUCUCAGACCGGUGUGGCUCAGAGCAACUGCUACAUUUGGAUGGAAAAGAGACACAGGGGACCAGGCAUGGAACCAGGGCAGCUCUACACCUACCCAUCCAGGAGGUGGAGGAAGAAAUGGCGAUCUCAUCCUGUAGAGGACCCUCGGCUUAUCUUCCCUCCCGUCAAGUCAGAGAUCGAUGUCGCACUGAAGAAGGACGCUGUGUUGUCAACGGAUGGCAGCAGCCUGGAGGCCCUGCUGAAGGGGGACUCCAUGGAGAAACGGACGACCACAGAGCUGCGAGGGUCUGAGGAGGAUUCAAACCCGAGUGACUUCACCGGUGGCCUGAACCCGGCUGCCCGCAUUAGAAAGAGAAUCAUUGAGCCUGAUGACUUCCUGGACGACCUGGAUGAUGAAGACUAUGAGGAAGACACGCCUAAAAGAAGAGGCAAGGGAAAAGGGAAGGGUCGAGGAGCGGGCAGCACCAGGAAGAAGCUGGAUACAGCGGCACUGGAGGACCGAGACAAGCCGUACGCCUGUGACAACACUAUCAAACAAAAGCAUAUUUCCAAAUCUUCUGAAAGAGUCUGUGGGAAGCGCUACAAGAACCGUCCCGGUCUGAGCUACCAUUACGCCCACUCCCAUCUGGCUGACGAGGAGGGUGAGGAGAAGGAAGAGGUGGAGGUCAACAAGCCUGCAGUGCCGCUGCCCGAUGUGCCGAAAACUCCCAAGAAAGGCCCAGAUGGUCUCGCAUUGCCUAAUAAAUAUUGUGAUUUCUGCCUGGGAGACACGAAAAACAAUCACAAGACUGGCCAAUCAGAGGAGCUGGUGUCCUGCUCCGACUGCGGACGCUCGGGCCACCCCUCCUGCCUGCAGUUCACUCCUGUGAUGAUGGCUGCCGUGAAGACGUACCACUGGCAGUGCAUCGAGUGCAAGUGCUGCAACGUGUGCGGCACCUCGGAGAACGACGAUCAGCUUCUGUUUUGCGAUGACUGUGAUCGAGGAUAUCACAUGUAUUGUCUCAACCCACAAAUGGCUGAACCUCCAGAGGGGAGCUGGAGCUGUCAUUUGUGUCUGGACCUUUUGAAAGACAAGGCCUCCAUAUACCAGAACGCCCCGCCGUCGUGAUGGCUGCCUCCCCUGUGCACACACUCGUCACUCAACCGUCCUGCAGCAGUAUGGUUUCUCCUUCUUUAUCAAGCAUUAGCGCCCCUGACGAGCUCAAAGGGAGUGUUCAGAACACGUUGUGCAAAGGGUUGCUUCCCUCCCCGAAGCGCCCUCACGGAGCUUCAGAUAUGACUGUUAAACAGUACCAAGCUCAGAUACAGCCCCAUUGAUGUUUACUUUCGUCUUUUUUCUACAUAGCCAAUUUGAGCAGUUAUGAAUUUUGCUGCAUGAAUAGAUGAAAUCUGACCUCCCGUCCAGGUUUUUUGUACAAUACACCGACUCGGUUUGCUGAAACCUUCUCUAUCCUGCAGUGUACUGAUUUUAUUACUAGAGCGGAAAUAGAGCUCAUCUGUAUCAAGUAGCAUGCCAGUGCUUGCUAAUCGUAAAAAUAGAUUUUAUAAUAUUUAUAUAUUUCUAUGGUAUAUAAGUGUUAAGUAUGCACAAUUUGGAGAAAGAAAAAAAAAAUGUUAAUGCUACGGUCUUUUUUUAUUUUUAUUCGUGCCCAUUUCGUCAUAAAUAAAAAACUCCACAGCCCCAUAUUUUUUAAUGUCACUGCUGAUUGGGGGAUUCUCUUGGUAGUCAAAUGGAUCCGCUGAGACUGUAAAGGAUGCCAAACACAAACUUCAAACAAAUCAGGAACGAUGGAUAGAAACCCUGAAACACUCGUCCAAGUGGCUCCAAAGGCUGAGAGACUGGAGGAGCGGCAGGUUAGACUGGAGUCUGGUCGUGGCCGGCUGCAGCGCGGAGCUCGAGAGGAUAACAAUGUUCAUGUUUUGUUCAGGCUUUGGGGCCUUUUUGACUAAAAUGUUAUCUUUUUA
Pseudoliparis swirei is the source of this 2144-nucleotide messenger RNA. Its product is annotated as zinc finger protein ubi-d4-like. Bases 52 to 1287 code for a protein of 411 amino acids. NCBI's taxonomy places the organism in Eukaryota, Metazoa, Chordata, Actinopteri, Perciformes, Liparidae. Gene Ontology annotation, cellular component: nBAF complex. The transcript has 12 exons. Gene Ontology annotation, biological process: nervous system development. The record is from RefSeq and is a predicted model, not a curated record.